Molecule: messenger RNA, 1041 nt
Organism: Mucor velutinosus
Lineage: Eukaryota; Fungi; Mucoromycota; Mucoromycetes; Mucorales; Mucoraceae
Exons: 1
Coding region: 1-1041 (346 amino acids)
Biological process (GO): DNA integration
Molecular function (GO): nucleic acid binding
Source: RefSeq, a predicted model, not a curated record
AUGGUCUCUUUGGAUAUACCUCCUGCUUUUGGUCGCUGGCAUUUGGAUUUUGUCGGUGAAUUGCCUUUAACUCCACAAGGUAACAAAUGGCUCUUAACUGCGGUUGACUACACUACCAACUGGCCUAUUGCUCGUGCCGUACCGGAAGCUACAGCGGAAGCCGUUGCUGAUUUCAUUUAUGAGGAAAUCGUAAUGCGUUUUGGUUGCCCCCAAGAAAUUUUAACAGAUCGUGGUGCCAAUUUCAUGUCCAAUGUGGUGAAGCUCUAUAUGAACCGGGUUAAGACUAAUCACAAGUUUACCUCUGCUUUUCAUCCUCGAACCAACGGUAAAUGCGAACGUCUCAAUGGUAUUCUCAAGGCUAUGCUCAAAAAAUACGUAAAUGGCGCUAUUCACAUAUGGGAUAAAUUUGUUGACACUGCUCUUUUCGCUGCCCGGGUUCGUCAUCACCGUUCUACUGGUUACUCUCCUUUUUACUUGGUCUAUGGUCGUGAGCCGCUACUGCCUGGCGAUUAUAUUCGUCCUUACUUUGAUAAGUCAACGUCAAAUGAUCCUAGAACUAUCGCGGAACAUACUGCUCGUGAAUUGGAAGAUCUUGGUCAAGUUCGUGCUGCCGCUGCUCAUCGUAUGAAGACGGUUUCAGAAUCGGACAAAAAACGUUGGGAUGCUGCAGUUGAGAAACUUGAAUUUGAAAUCGGUGAUCAUGUCCUGCUUAGAAACGAACAGAAGUAUGGUCUCGAGUACAACUGGAUUGGUCCUUUUAUCGUCAUUGGUAAAAACUCGGAAACGCAUGUUUACAGAUUGGAAACUGUUGGUGGCGAACCUUACUCUUCUUGGGUGCAUGUUGAUCGCUUAAAAGGUGUUAAGGCUGAAUCCAUUGAUACUCCUUGGUACAAUCCCACUGUGUCUCGUGCUGCUUGGCGUGAAGAAAUGGGCCUCAACUCUAGUAAUCAGGCUGUAUCUUGUACUUCUAGUUUCUCUGGUACUUCUGGCUCUGUCGAUCAAGUUGAUCAGAGUCGAUCAACAAUCUCGGGGGGGGAAUGA